This is a messenger RNA of Poecilia reticulata (guppy), 1916 nucleotides long. Lineage: Eukaryota; Metazoa; Chordata; Actinopteri; Cyprinodontiformes; Poeciliidae. The record is from RefSeq and is a predicted model, not a curated record.
CGCCCUGUCCCUCCCAGUCUAACCAGUAGCUGUCUGUGCCGCAGCGCCCUGGAGGCCCUCAUUAACUUCGCCUACAGCGGCCGCGUGGCCAUCGACCAGCAGAACGUCCAGGCGCUGCUGAUUGGCUCCAGCUUCCUGCAGCUGCAGAACGUGAAGGACGCCUGCUGCUCCUUCCUGCAGGAGAGGCUGCACCCCAAGAACUGCCUGGGCGUGCGUCAGUUCGCGGAGGCCAUGAUGUGCACGGCGCUGUACGACGCGGCCAACGGCUUCCUGCAGCGGCACUUCGUGGAGGCGGCGCUGUCCGAGGAGUUCCUGGCGCUGCGGGCCGAGGAGGUUCUGGAGCUGAUGGGCUGCGACGAGCUCAACGUCAAGGCCGAGGAGCAGGUGUUUGAGGCGGCGCUGGCUUGGGUCCACCACGACCGGGACCGGAGGAAGACUCUGCUGCCGGAGCUGCUGGCCAAGAUCCGACUUCCUCUCUGCCGGCCGCGCUUCCUGUCCGACCGCGUCCAGCAGGACGAGCUGAUCCGCUGCUGCCACCGGUGCAGGGACCUGGUGGACGAGGCCAAAGACUUCCACCUGGUCCUGGAGCGCCGGCCUCACCUGCCCUCCUUCAAGACGCGGCCGCGGUGCUGCACCUCCGUCUCGGGGCUCAUCUACGCCGUGGGCGGCCUCAACAGCUCAGGUGACUCCUUGAACCUGGUGGAGGUGUUUGACCCGGUGGGGAACUUCUGGGAGCGCUGCCAGCCAAUGAGGACGGCCCGCAGUCGAGUGGGCGUGGCCGUCGUUAACGGCCUGCUGUACGCCAUCGGCGGAUACGACGGCCAAUCGCGGCUCAGCACGGUGGAGGUGUACAACCCAGAGACGGACGGCUGGACUCAGGUGUCCAGCAUGAACAGCCAACGCAGCGCCAUGGGAACCGUGGUCAUCGACGGCCAUAUCUACGUCUGCGGCGGAUACGACGGGAAAUCCUCUCUGAACUCUGUGGAGUGUUACUCUCCAGAAACCGACAGGUGGAGCGUGGUGACGGAGAUGAGCGUGAGUCGCAGCGCCACCGGUGUCACCGUGUUCGACGGCCGGAUCUUCGUGUCGGGCGGCCAUGACGGCCUGCAGAUCUUCAACACGGUGGAGUACUACAACCACCACACGGACCGCUGGAAGCCGGCGCCGGCCAUGCUCAACAAGCGCUGCCGUCACGGCGCCGCGGCGCUCGGCAGCCACAUGUAUGUUGCUGGUGGCUACGACGGCUCCGGCUUCCUGAGCGGCGUGGAGGUGCUGGCCGGCGUGUCGGGCCAGUGGAGCCUCCUGGUGGCCAUGAACACGCGGCGCAGCCGCGUGUCGCUGGUGUCGACGGCGGGCCGGCUGUACGCCGUGGGCGGCUACGACGGCCAGUCCAACCUGAGCUCGGUGGAGAUGCUGAACCCCGACACCAACCGCUGGGCGUUCAUGGCGCCCAUGGCGAGUCACGAGGGCGGCGUCGGCGUCGGCUGCGUCCUGCUGCAGCCCGCCUAGGAGGGGGCGGAGCCUCCGGCGCUGACCAGAGCUUCUCGAUAGGACGGAGAGGCUAGCCUCCCUUGGCAUUCUGGGAAAAACUGUAGAGCUGGCAGCGGCUGCUACGAUUAAUUACUGGCUUCUGAUUGGUCAGAGGGAGACCCAUAGAGCUGCUAGCUGUAGCGACAGCACCUGGAGGGGCGGGGCUUCCGGAGAGGGGCGGGGCUUCAUGACCUGCAGGGGUGGAGUCGCAGAGCCAACAGACAGAGGAGGCGGAGCUUCAAGGAGGUGGUGGAGGUGACAUCAUCAGCACCUGGUCAGGUGCUUCCAGGACGUUUCCAGGUGACAGACCUGGAAUCCGGCGCAUGAACAGCUCAGCGCUUCGCGUUGUUCAGAUAACUUAAUAUAAAUAAUUUAUUCAAGAUAAA